UUUCAACAAAAAGAGAACAUAAUUUUGUAUUUUUUUAAAAGCACAUGGCCAAACAGUCCCUAAUUAAUUAGGCACUGUCUUUCUCAGUUAUUUAAAUUAGUACAUAAAGAGUUUUUUUUUUUUUUUUUUUUCUUCUGACCGGUGGCUUAGACUCCAUUAGGAAUCCUCCAUCUGCCUCUCUUACAUUUGAAAACACCGACAGAUCAUAGUGAAUGUUUGAAAAGCUUGAGAUCAACAACAGAGAUGGAGAAGGAAACGAGAACCUACAAAGCUCACGUUUUGGUACUACCCUACCCUACCCAAGGGCACUUAAAUCCCAUGCUCCAAUUCUCCAAGCGUCUAAUCUCUAAAGGACUCAAAGUCACUCUAGCAACCACUAUUUUUGUUUUCAAUUCCAAACAUGCGCAGGACCCCCCGAGCAACUCGAUCGAUGUGGAGACCAUUUCCGACGGUCACGACACCUGCGGCCGAGCAGGGGCCAAGAGCAUCAAGUACUACCUCACAACUUUCCAAGAGAUAGGCUCGAGGACUCUGGCCGAUCUAAUUACAAGACUCCGUGAUUCGGGUCGCCCUGUGGAUGCACUGGUUUACGAUUCUUUCUUGCCUUGGGCACUCGAUGUAGCGAAGCGGUUUGACCUUGUCGGAGCAGUGUUCUUCACUCAGUCUUGUGCCGUAAACAGUAUAUAUUACCAUAUUCAUAAAGGUCUUCUUCAGCUUCCGUUACCUGGUCCAAAAUUUUCACUUCCUGGUUUGCCUUCCCUUGAACCUUUUGAAGCUCCAUCUUUUGUUUAUGCUCCGGAAUCAUACCCAGCUUUUUAUGAUAUGGUGCUUGGUCAGUUCUAUAAUAUAGAUGACGCGGAUUGGGUACUUUAUAACACCUUCUACGAAUUGGAGAAAGAGGUUGCGGAAUGGAUGGAAAAGCUAUGGCCAUUAAGGACCAUAGGUCCCACAAUUCCAUCAAUGUACUUGGACAAAAGACUUGAAAAUGAUAAGGAUUAUAGCAUCAAUCUCUUUAAGCCCAAUAAUGGAGCUUGUAUGAGAUGGUUAAGGGCAAAGCCAAAAGGUUCAGUCAUCUAUGUUUCAUUUGGGAGCCUUGCGGCACUAGAAGAAGAGCAAAUGAUAGAACUAGCUUGGGGUUUAAAGGGAACAAAUUACUACUUUCUAUGGAUUGUUAGAGCACAAGAAGAGGACAAAUUGCCCAACAAGUUCAAGGAAGAGAUAUCGGAGAAGGGUUUAGUGAUAAGCUGGUGUUCACAGCUUGAGGUUCUUGCUCAUGAAUCUGUAGGAUGCUUUGUCACGCAUUGUGGGUUCAAUUCCACUCUCGAGGCACUGAGUUUGGGAGUUCCAAUGGUGGCCAUGCCACAAUGGACCGACCAGAGAACCAAUGCAAAGUAUGUGGAAGAUGUUUGGGAAGUGGGAAAAAGAGCACGGCCAGACGAGAAAGGAGUUGUGAGAAGGGAAGUGAUAGAGUUAUGCAUAAGGGAUGUGAUGGAGGAAAGAAAAGGAAAACAGAUGAAGAAAAAUGCGUGGAGGGAUAUGGCCAAAGAUGCGGUUAGUGAAGGUGGUAGUUCGGAUAACAACAUUGAUGAAUUUGUGAGCAAGCUAGCAGCUUCGUCCAAGUGUUAUACUAAAUUACAGGCCUCGUUUGGUGCACCACAUUGACUGGCACUAUCAUUUGAGAUUGUAUUAGAUAAUAUUGUACUUUGUUUGGCAACUGCUAUAGUAAUUCAUCCACUGAGAAUACAACUUUUGUGUCCUGGAUUCAAACUUUAAUCCAGAAUAAAAUAAAAAAAUCCCCCCUCCUCCAAUAUUAUAAUCACAUAGAAAAAACAAAAAACAAAAAUUGGCAUCA
Molecule: messenger RNA, 1852 nt
Organism: Ziziphus jujuba (common jujube)
Lineage: Eukaryota; Viridiplantae; Streptophyta; Magnoliopsida; Rosales; Rhamnaceae
Product: UDP-glycosyltransferase 74G1
Exons: 2
Coding region: 244-1662 (472 amino acids)
Molecular function (GO): UDP-glycosyltransferase activity
Source: RefSeq, a predicted model, not a curated record